Pyricularia oryzae 70-15 is the source of this 1407-nucleotide messenger RNA. RefSeq lists its product as uncharacterized. The record is from RefSeq and is a predicted model, not a curated record. Lineage: Eukaryota; Fungi; Ascomycota; Sordariomycetes; Magnaporthales; Pyriculariaceae. The coding region runs from base 368 to 1093 and encodes 241 amino acids. The transcript is spliced from 3 exons.
GAACCCCACACGGCGCUGUGUAAUGCGAAUGCAUCGUUGUACAAGCCCAUACCUUGCCUGCCUGGGGGACGGGGCGAGUAUACGCGCGCUGGACGAUGCUCCAGCAUCAACACAUCGUGGGAUUUUUGCUUGUCCCAGAUAGGCAGAUCCUUCCCUUCACCGCAGUUGCCCCCAUCCAUGGGCAUGGCUUCGGAGACGAGUAUAAGUAGAGGGCUUUCUGUCCAGGAAGUAGAUGCCGUCUCUCUUCUUUUUUUUCCUCAACCCACGGGCUCAUACUCCUUCAUUCUCUCGCUCUCUGAACAUCCCAGCCAAAUAAUUUGCUAGUCGCUUGUUUCCUCCUUGGAAGACUUUCAUCUCGCCAAUCAUCAUGUUCAGCCUCAAGUCUGCCGUCACGGCCGCCCUGCUCGCCGCGGGCUCCAUGGUCAGCGCUGACUCGUUCCCCUUUGAGCGUCUCAACAAGAAUGACUCCGUCUUGAUCAUUCUCGACAUCCAAGUCGGUCUGUACCAGCUGGCACGCGACUUUGACCCUACUCUGUACCAGCAGAACAUCCUGGCCCACGCUGCUCUGGGCAAGGUCUUUGACAUUCCUACCAUCAUCACCACGUCCGCCGAGACUGGCCCCAACGGCCCUACCUCCAAGGACAUCCUGGACAUGUACCCCAACCACACCAUCGUCAAGCGCAACGGCGAGGUCGACGCCUGGGACAAUGCCGAGUUCCGCAAGGCCGUCGAGGCAACGGGCAAGAAGCAGGUGAUCCUGGCCGGCAUCGUGACGGACGUGUGCACCACCUUUGCCGCGCUGUCCCUGCGCGACGCCGGGUACAGCGUCUGGGCCAACAUCGAGGCCUCGGGGACCACCACCGCCCUGAUCCGCGACGUCUCCAACAGCCGCAUGGAGCGCGCCGGCGUCCAGAUGGUCUCGCUCUUCAGCAUCGUCUGCGACCUCAUGCGCGACUGGCGCGAGACCCCCGGCGCCGUCCAGCUCCUCCCCUGGCUCGACAGGUACAUGCCCGCCUACGGCUACCUGGCCCGCGGCCACGUCGCGGCUGUCAGGAACGGUACCAUCAUCCCGGGCUCGGAGAACCUGCAGUAAAGGGGGAUCUUGCUCCGGUGGUCUCUUUAGGCGUGAGGCUCUUUCUUUUCUGAUGGGAGGGAAAACAGCGGUACAUAGAUAGACUGGGGAUACAAGGGAUGGAAGAGAUGGUAAAAAAAGAGGACUUGAUCUAGGAGUGGUGGGUGUUGUGAGGGUCGACGGCCUAGGCUUGUUAUUCUCGCAACUCCCGUCACUGGCUAGAUCAGCUCGUGUAUAUUCAGCAGUGGAUAUCCGAUUGGCUGCCAAGGGCAUAGCUUUCCAGGCAGUUGACAAAACUAAUUAGAACAAAGCGAAAUUUCUUGCAUAUUCGGGGC